CAUGUGGACCCAUUGUGAACUGGGAUUAACUAACAUUUAUUUCGUUUGGAAUUAUAACUUUCGGGAAAGCCAUGAAGAUGUUGCUAAAUAUAAGACACAUAUUGUGGUUGAUCUGCAUAUACCAAACAACGACUGGACCAGUCUCUAGCACAUUAUUGGAGAUGCGUCCCGUCAGCGGCUUGUUGUCCGGGAAAGUGACCCUUCCGUGUUAUUUCUCCAUCAUCCCGACCGUUGGACCUAGAAACAGAAAUGCCUCCGGAACAGAUCACCUGCGCAUCAAAUGGACAAAAUUCGAGGGGGGUGUGGAGUCGACUGUUCUCGUCACCCAAAACGGCGUCAUUAAGAUUGGCUCUGGGUACAGGAGUCGCGUGUCUGUGCAGAGUCACCCGGAAGACAUUGGCGAUGCUUCUCUAACUAUGGUGAAGCUCCGGGCAAGUGAUGCUGGAACAUACCGCUGUGAAGUAAUGUUUGGGAUUGAGGACACACAAGACACAGUUAGUUUAAAUGUCGAUGGCGUGGUGUUUCACUACAGGUCAAGGGUCAGCAGAUACACUCUGAACUAUGCACAAGCUGUGCAGACCUGCAGCGAUGUCGGAGCAACCAUCGUUACGGCAGAACAGCUGAGAGCUGCCUAUGAGGAUGGAUUUGACCAGUGUGAUGCUGGCUGGAUUGCAGAUCAAACAGUGAGAUAUCCAAUCACUAGACCAAGGCCUGGCUGCUUUGGAAAUCUGCCUGGAAAACCUGGUGUCAGGUCUUAUGGCAAACGCAGGCCCACAGAGACCUUCGACGUGUUCUGCUAUGUGGAUAAGCUUGAGGGCAAUGUUUACUUCGCGCCUACAAUGAAAAAGAUGACCUUUGCUGAGGCCAAGGCGGAGUGUGAAAGCAUGAAUGCAGAGCUGGCCUCACCUGGUCAACUCCACGCUGCCUGGAGACAGGGCCUCGACCGAUGCGAUUAUGGAUGGCUGUCUGACGGCAGUGCCCGCCACCCUGUCUCCAUACCCAGAAGUCAGUGUGGUGGUGGCCUGCUGGGUGUCCGCACCUUGUACCGCUACCGAAACCAAACAGGCUUCCCGGAUCCCAGUAUGAGGCUCGGAGCAUACUGUUUCAAAGGUGUUCACUCCUGUUCUGAUGAUGUUUGCUUGAAUGGCGGUUCUUGUGCAAAAAUAGGCAGUGCUCAGAUCUGCAGCUGUCCACCUGGAUACAGUGGUGAACACUGUGAAAUGGACAUUGAUGAAUGUCACACAAACCCUUGUCGGAAUGGAGGAACAUGUAUUGAUGGCCUAAACUCUUUCACCUGUGUAUGUCUUCCGAGUUAUGCAGGAGCACUGUGUGAGCAAGACACCGAAACAUGUAGCUACGGAUGGCACAAGUUCCAGGGCCACUGCUACAAAUACUAUCCUCAUCGACGUAACUGGGACACAGCAGAGCGUGAAUGUCUUCUCCAGGGGGCACACCUUGCUAGUGUUUUGUCCCAUGAUGAACAGCAGUACAUCAACCGUCUCGGCCAUGACUACCAGUGGAUCGGUCUUAAUGAUAAGAUGUUUGAGAAUGAUUUCCGGUGGACAGAUGGUAGAGUUGUGCAAUAUGAAAACUGGAGACCGAACCAGCCGGAUAGUUUCUUCUCCUCAGGGGAAGAUUGUGUGGUAAUGAUCUGGCAUGAGGACGGCCAGUGGAAUGAUGUUCCCUGCAACUACCACCUCACCUUUACCUGCAAGAAAGGCACAGUGUCCUGCAGUCAGCCUCCUCUUGUACAUAACGCCCGCACUUUCGGCCAGCUGCGCCCACGCUAUGAGAUCAACUCCCUGAUCAGGUACCAGUGCAAAGAUGGCUUCAUCCAGAGACAUGUUCCCACCGUUCGCUGCAGAGGAGACGGCUCAUGGGAUUUGCCUAAGAUUUCCUGCACGAGUCCCUCCAACUUCCAAAAGUUAUAUACAAAACGCUAUCGGACAUACAGAGGAUUUCACAGUUAUCCGAAGAGAUCAGCCGACAAAUCAGUUGAUGUUCAACGACGACAUCAUCGCCAUGGUGUAAAACACAACCGGACACAACACUAGUUACUAUGGUGACACAACCAUAAUGUAAGGUCCAUCUUAAUGUAUUUUGAUAAAAUUUGACGGACCUGCCUGCGGGCUGAAAGAAAAAAAAUAUAUAUAAUAAAAUAAAAGAUUAUGAAAAGGACCUGAAAUAGGUUCAACAUAGAGUGGAAUAUCACUGGAAUGAAACAGUGCUUUUGUUUUUUAUCUUGGAAGAGAGAUCGGCCUCUAAAAACACAAAAAUAUUAUUUGACCUGCCCUCCAUCUGUUCUGCUUUUUCUUGGGAAUACGCAGUGCCUUAAUACAUUACACCAUUUUACAAUCCAGAUAUAGUGAGCUAUAAUAGUGCAAUCAGAAUAAUAUUAUAAAGUUCGUGGAAUCUUAGCCUACAAAUGGUACAUUUUUAACUCACUAAAAAUUGCUGUAUGAUUCCUUUCAGUAUUUGAACCACAAGUGUAUGCAGACAUCCUGCUGCUUACUGAACAGAUGAGAAAUCAUACAAAUGAAUGUGAAAGAAUAUAUUUAUUUUAUAUACAGUAGAGGGAGUGAGCAAUGGCUCACAUUGAGUUAGUGUUUGUUGUGAUAGAAAAAGGUCAAUAAUGUCAUGAAAACACCUGUAUAUACAAUGUAGUGGAUGGUUUUGAUAUCUGAAAGUCAACACAGUAUGUUUAAUACUUUGACUUUAAGGUAUUAAAUAUUGAAAAGCCAUGCAGAUUUUAGAUUAUUUAUAUUAUUCUGUUUGAUGUUUCUUUUACGUGUUUACAAUCCAAAUCUUGUUUCAAAUGCAUUUAAUUUCACCAUUUUUUUUUUUUUAUCUAUAAACCAAAGAACUUACUGUAUGUAUUUCACAUCAUUUCUCAUGUUCUUUUUUUUCCCUUGGACUUUUUAAAACUACUUUAAAGAGAAUGUAUUUUUGUGAGAUGCUUGAAAGACUUGAACAAAAUGUCUUUUUUUUAACAAGAUGCCUAUAAUUUAUUUCUUGAGCUGCUCAUUGUCUUUUCAUUGUUGUAAUAAAAUACAACAUACUGAGGAUUUAACUUGGCCAAACUGCACAUUGGCAGAAUUCAGUAUAUUAGAGUAAAGGACAGUGUGUCAAUAGCUGGCGAUGAUGUGAUUAAUUGACGACAUUUGCAACUCACAGGAUUUAGAUGGAUUUUGUUAUGACAUUUGGGGUGUAUCAAUGGACCAAAAGAAGACGAUUCGUAGUAACAGUUUGUUGUUGAACUGGUCAUCCAUUUGUUUAUUCCCAAGCAUUUUUACUUUAAGAUAUUUUCAUUUGUUUUCUUAUUGUAUUUUUUUAAGUGCACAUAUCUUUUUAUAUUUAUAGUAUAACUCGUUUAUUGUCAAAUGUGAUUGUCUAGAAUGUUUGUGGAAUGGAAAAAU
Pimephales promelas (fathead minnow) is the source of this 3416-nucleotide messenger RNA. The record is from RefSeq and is a predicted model, not a curated record. Lineage: Eukaryota; Metazoa; Chordata; Actinopteri; Cypriniformes; Leuciscidae.